Messenger RNA from Culex pipiens pallens (northern house mosquito), 2086 nucleotides. Its product is annotated as polyserase-2-like. The transcript has 3 exons. The coding region runs from base 61 to 1776 and encodes 571 amino acids. Gene Ontology annotation, molecular function: serine-type endopeptidase activity. Gene Ontology annotation, biological process: proteolysis. The record is from RefSeq and is a predicted model, not a curated record. NCBI's taxonomy places the organism in Eukaryota, Metazoa, Arthropoda, Insecta, Diptera, Culicidae.
CAAUCCUUAUCAAAUCUAGUUCAUCAAUACAAUGCAGUUAAGUUCUGACUGGCUUAAACGAUGGCUGCACUUAAGUUUUCACUGUUGCUGUUACUUUUAGCUUUCGUAAAGUUGAAAUCAUCAAAAGCAGCCCACUCCUGCGGCAUCGUGGACCGCCUCGCCGGUUACGUAAUCAACGCCGAAGAAACGGAAAACGUGUGGCCGUGGCAUGUGGCCAUCUACAACAGCAGCAACGCGUACAUCGCCGGCGGAACCAUCAUCAGCGAUCAAUUCAUCCUGACGGCGGCCCACGUGACGUUCCGCAACCAGAACCUGCCGCUGCGUCCGUACGAGCUGCACGUCGUGAUGGGCAUUAAGAACCUGUCGAGUCCGCAGAACUACACGCGGUAUGGGAACGUUUCGCGGAUUAUCCGAUAUCCGGAGUACAAUAGGGACACGAUGCUGAACGAUCUGGCGCUGUUGCAGCUGUCGGAGAAGAUCGAGUUCAGUAUGCACAUAUGUCCGAUCUGCUUGUGGCCCGUUGGGGGACCAAGUUUGGAGAAGCUGGCAGAGGAGCAACGGGGAACCGUUGUGGGUUGGGGUUAUACGGAGAACAGCACGAUUUCGCAGGUUCUUCGGGAAGCUGAGAUGAGCAUUAUUGAUUUCCCGACCUGCGCGGAGAACACCAAGUCCUUUCAGCCGUUGCUGACCAAGGGUAGGAACUACUGUGCCGGAACGCGAGGGGAGGCUACCGUUUGCCGGGGGGACAGUGGAGGAGGGAUGUACUUCAUGGUGGGCUUCAAGUGGUACAUCCGGGGUAUCGUGAACCAGGGAACACCCACGCAGGAUACGCGCUACCCGUGUGAUCCCCACAAGGAGGUCAUUUUCAUGGACGUUCCCUUCUACCAGAAGUGGGUCGAACGACAUGCUCUGCCCAAGCAGCACAACCGACUGGGGUUGAGUGAGUGCGGUAUGGGAAAGUACGAGGGGGAUGUGGAGCGGGAUGUUGUCAAGAGUCCGUGGAUCGCUCACUUGUUCUAUCGGUUUUGGGAUCGGUUCAACGUUAGCGAUUGCCAUGGGCUGUUGGUUCACCCGGAGUUUGUCGUUACGCUGGCGAGGUGUAUUAUCGAUCAACCGCAGCGAAAGUUAUUAUACGUGGUUCUCGGUGAGGAAACAAUCGGACCCGAUCCGUACGAGGAAAACCUGGACUACGCGUUGUACGCUGAGAUCACGGAAAAAAUCCUACACGAACAGUUUAAGGAGGAAGACUUUGGGUACGACGUCGGACUUGUACAUCUGAAGACUCGCGUCGAUUUCAGCAAGGAACACAUUAAGCCCAUCUGCCUGCCCUCGGCCCGUGAUCCCGUGGCGUACUACGAGCAGUUGGCCUGGUAUCGCCGGGAGGAUCAUCCGAAGCCGCUCACCUUCUCGCACCUGCAGGAAAUCCGACUCGAGUCGUGCAUUGCGCGGUACAAACGAAAUGGAAUCUCCGCCAGUUUUGACCAGCUGAUGUGUCUCCAGGAUUGCCUGUUUUCGAGUGAUGUGCUCGCCAACGGGACGUACACCUGCCACGUGAUGCUGGAGAAGGUUUACUGUGACAUUCCGCUGUCCGGGGGACCGGUGUACUAUACCAAGCACGAUGGAUACGACACGUACACGUAUCUGGCCGGAAUGCGGGCCUUCGGGACGGCCAACUGUACGGACCGGCUGAACGACGUGUACUCGGAUAUGUUCGAGAUGGGAGCGUGGAUCGAGCGGAAGAUCGAGGAGAACUCACUGUUCAUUGAGGAGUUGUGAAGGGCAAUUGCAUUUUAAGCUGUUUUAUUUUAUAAACAACAUUCUAGUGUAAUCUAAGUAGAGAACAAAUUACAAUAAUCUUUAAAAAGCAACACAGAAAAAAAAAUCAUAGUAAUAUUACAUCUGGGAAGGGGUACAUCUUUUAUGUCAGAAAAAAUGAGUAAUUUUACCUCUGAAAAUGUGUAAUUUUACCACUGUUCUGGUGUAAUGUCGCUUUUUCAGUCUUAAUUGAGGUAAAAUUACAUCAUAAAAGAGGUAAUAUUCAACCUUCUGAAAUUACACCUUCCAAAAUUACACAAUUUUUUGCUGU